AUGAUUGUCUUUUUUGGAAUUGAUGAUUGGCUAACAACAAAUGGAAAAUAUUGCAAUGUGAAUAUGAAAAAAUCAAUGCUCUGCGCGGUUACAUUUUUCCUACUUUUCGCAUCUGGAAUAAUGCAAUUUUUCUUCAUUGAUCAUUUCAAAUUAGUUGUACCAUCUGUUGGUAAGAAAAUAUUCCUCAAAUAUUCUAGCUUAACCACAAAAACUAAAAAUUUCAGGCCACGCUGUAUUAUUCCUAUUUGAAAUGAUAUGUUUCCUGGUAUUCAUCAAUGCUCUUUUCAAUGAAAAAUCUCUCUUGUUCCUACCGUUUUUCAUUGCAGAAGUGAGUUUGACAUGAACUCUGAUAAAAUGAUUUCAAAAAAAAUUUCAAAAUUGUUUAGUGCGUUCGAUGCGUUUGCCUGGCUCUUGUUAUUAUUUAUUAUAUUGUCAAAAUGUUCACUGAUGGAGAUAAAGAAUACGAACGACCGAUUAUAAAUGUGCCAGCUUUACAUUAUGAUAACGAACACAAAACUUGUAAGUUACUUAUUGUUAGUCUGUGGAUCAUCAGAAAAAUCGAUAGAUUUGAGAAGAAUCUGAUUAGUUCAUUGAGAAAUGUGAAAUUUCAAAACUAGGUCUUUAGCUUUUUAAUGACAGUUGAUUUUUUUGAACCAACAAUUUUCAAAAAACUUUUCUGAACCUACGUAAGACUGAUUUUUCUGAAAAUUUCCAAUUCAGAGAGGUUCAGAUGGCGAAUGAAAAAUAAUGAAAAAUUAAAUUUUAAAAAUUCAUGAGUUCAUCGUUGAUCCAAACUAACUAUCCAUGUUUUUUCCAGUACGAACGAUGAUCAAAUUGGUGGUUCAUUUGAUAUUCACAUAUUUCGCCCACUUCCUUCUUGCCUCCAUCGCUUUCAGGUGUUACAAGGUGAGUUUUUUAAAACCCCUACCCUUUUAAAUUUAAAUUUUUCUCCAUGAAAAAAAAGUUGAAAAAAUGUUUCAAAUCAUCAGACUAUAUGGUGACAUUAAACUGAUAAAAUUGUAGUUUUUCCUUGAAAAAAUAUAUUUAUCAAAAUGACCAUCGAGUAUUAUGCACUUUGAAAUUUUAGAUCUAUUCUUGGAGUUCGCCACGAAAUCGUAUGAGCACAGAAGAUUAUCAAAACAAUCAUCAACCAAUGCAUUCUGUAAUCGUUCUUGAACAACCAAUCGAACAAGCCAUGUAUGGCAAAAAAGUCUGA
This is a messenger RNA of Caenorhabditis angaria, 1216 nucleotides long. The record is from the annotation of a GenBank genome assembly. NCBI's taxonomy places the organism in Eukaryota, Metazoa, Nematoda, Chromadorea, Rhabditida, Rhabditidae.